Messenger RNA from Coccidioides posadasii C735 delta SOWgp, 924 nucleotides. RefSeq lists its product as uncharacterized. Gene Ontology annotation, cellular component: cytosol; nucleus. The record is from RefSeq and is a predicted model, not a curated record. NCBI's taxonomy places the organism in Eukaryota, Fungi, Ascomycota, Eurotiomycetes, Onygenales, Onygenaceae.
AUGAGAGUACCACUUCGGAUUGCGGUGCUCGAAUGCGACGAGCCCUUGACCAACACCAAGGCCAAAUAUGGUGGCUACGGUGGUGUGUUUGAAGCCUUGUUACGUGCCUCGGCGACAGGUCUGGACGUACCCUACAAAAUCAACCCCGAUUCUGAUCUGCAGAUCUCGAAAUGGGAUAUUGUGAACAAGAGUGAUGCAUACCCGAAAUUAGAGGAUAUCGAUGCGGUACUGAUCACCGGCGCAAGAUAUAAUUCAUAUGAUGAUACGCCCUGGAUCCUCAAACUUGUCGAAUUCACAAAGAAAAUAGUUGCUCAAGACCGUGUCCGCUUGAUCGGCGUGUGCUUCGGACACCAGAUCCUUGGACGGGCUCUAGGUGCCAAGGUCGGUCCUAAUGACGCCGGAUGGGAGGUGGCUGUCCAUGAUGUAGACCUCACAGAGCAAGGAAAGAAACUACUUAGCCUGGAGAAAUUGCGCCUCCAGCAAAUGCACCGCGAUAUAGUGCAUCACUAUCCACCGGACGUUAUCCCACUUGGAUCCUCACCUCGAUGUGAAGUGCAAGGAAUGUACUCUCCGCGCAAGUUCAUCACAGUCCAAGGUCAUCCUGAAUUUACCGAAGAGAUCGUGAUAGAACUACUCCAUACCCGGAAGUAUAUGGGUGCGUUCCCGCCAGGCAUUUAUGAAGAAGGUAUGGACUCGGUCGCAAAAGAGAACGAUGGCCUCGCCGUUGGGAAGUCUUUUCUUAAGUUCCUGCUCGAAGACUGAAAGCUCAACUUUGAGAAUCAAUGGAUGAUACAGCGGGAUAGAGUCCCAAACAGAUGCCGUGAAUAGACCUUAUUGGCUCCUGGGGGGUUUUUAUAUGCAUAAUUUAGUUUACAGACAUGAUUCUUGAAACGAUAGAGUACAACAUCUCUAUAAUAUGCAGAC